AUGAAGCCUCAGAGUCUGGAUACUCUCCCUUUCGAUGUCUUCUAUCAAAUCGCCACGUCGCUGGACGACCGUGACUUUAUCAAUCUCAGCCGCUCCAACCGCGCCCUGCGCGCACUAACGCAAAGUGAGCAGAUCGCCCGCAAGACCGUCGAGAAUGGGUUACUCUACAGCAAAGAAGGUCGGGCAGCCGUGGCGGCCCAGUCUGGGUACCGCAAGGCUGUCGGUCAUCGCUUUGAUAUCCACGAGGCUGUCGCCACGGCAAAUCCCUACUCUGUCGCUGUGCUAGGCUAUGGGGCCGACUUUCUUUACAAUCAAGGCAUUCUUUGUUAUCGCUGGCAAGAGGAGAUUCGUCUGUUAGACGUGCAUGGGGACAAGCUUGCCGAACGCGUGAUUUACCUCCCUUACAUCCAUGAACGGUUCGGUGUCAGCCCUGCCAACUCAUGUCCCGGUAGCCGGAUCACGCUGGUCGCUUAUAGUGAUGAUAUUCUCGUUUUUCGGGAGACUGGCGUGACUGCGACCGAGGAUACGCUGUGGGCGGUUAAUACAGAAAGCCGGGCCAAACAAAGAUUGGCCAGACGCGUGCUGUUGUCGCAGACCAUCCCGGCCGGGGCUCCUCUCUUUGUGCGCCAUACCCGAUCUUACAUCUGGUUUGGCACUUUUACAGUGGCCGAAGGCUCGGACGGGGUAUGGUCGGUGACAGGUUUGGAUUUCCUCACUCAUCUCUAUAUUGAGUUUCCACUCGAUCGAGUUGUCGACGGUGACCUGGGACAAACAUUGUGUUUUGAGAUGUAUCAGGAACACCUCUACGCGGUGUCAACGCAAGUUGCUUCAGACGACACCGAGGUACAUUCUUCCUUCUAUCACUGGUUUUGUCAUGCCCCUCGCGAAGCUGGCCGCAAAUGGAACGGUCGCUUCUGGCGCCGUGAGCACCAGGAAGGUCCUAUCAACGAGAUGUGGACUGACCUUUCUAUCCGCACGGAUGAAACGACCGGACGACCGGUGAUUUUGGAAUGUCGUCGGGAAUGGCGACAUGGAGGGAGUGAAAACCACCGCACCUACUAUACACAAAGACUACCCACGCCUGAAGAGGCUUUGGCGCCUCUUUCAGAGGGUAGAGUCGAAACCCCGUCCUGGGUUUCCAUGGACGACGACCUCGACGAUAAUCACCCCUACGAUGAACGACCCGCCAAACGGUUACGUCGCGAUUAUCACGCUGAGUAUGAGAGCGACGCCGACGAGAAGAAGCGCCAGGAAUUCAUUGCCGUUCGGACAAAGCACCGCAACUACCACCUUGGUGCAUCAACCUUUAUUGAUCUCGUCAACGAUCCAGCUCCAAUUGGCGACAGUGUGCGGUCUCGAGACCGAAUCCGCCUCCGUACAGUAUCACGGAAGCGCAAAUCCCCCAUUGAUGAAGAAGGGAUCGAAGGCCCUCGCAAUAAACUAUUCCAGCCGACACAGAUGGACCAAGAUGGUCAUCCUAUUGAAGCCUCUGAAGAACGCUUCGAGUGUCGUGGUGUGCAUCUGUGGCCUCCAGACAACGCCCCUCCUGCACUACACCAUCUUCUCUGUCCAGACGCACGCACUUCCUCCGUGAAAGGCAUUUCAGAUGAGCGUUCCCUUAUCUAUUCUGUCCCCUGUCCUGGACUACCUCCAGACCACCAAGCCCUCAUUCUUAUCAGUUUCGAUCCUAAACUCUAUAUCCCUACCGUUCAAACCCUUUACCCUGGCGAAGAGGCCGAUGCACGAGACAUCUUCCGCGUGAGGCCCCGGCCACCAAAUCAUUAUGUCAAGGAUGUUAUACAAGAGGCGCAGCCUUUUUUCCUUGCUAUCCGACGUGGCUACUGGCUGCGUUGA
Penicillium arizonense is the source of this 1854-nucleotide messenger RNA. It is a transcript of the gene fbx15, whose product is annotated as F-box domain protein. The coding region runs from base 1 to 1854 and encodes 617 amino acids. Gene Ontology annotation, molecular function: protein binding. The transcript has 2 exons. Lineage: Eukaryota; Fungi; Ascomycota; Eurotiomycetes; Eurotiales; Aspergillaceae. The record is from RefSeq and is a predicted model, not a curated record.